This is a messenger RNA of Clunio marinus, 1946 nucleotides long. The record is from the annotation of a GenBank genome assembly. Lineage: Eukaryota; Metazoa; Arthropoda; Insecta; Diptera; Chironomidae.
UUAUAGAAUCAAAAAAACAAAUUUUCCUUUAAGAUUUUCGAUUUUCCUCCACGUGAUUGAUGUGUUCUUUGUUAGAACACCACCAGAAUCUAUUUUUUUAACUAAAAAUCAAAGAUACUAAGCGAUAAAGAUGUAUUCACCGUUUUCUUGAUUUUUUAGGCCAGGGUACUUGUGAAACUCUAUAUUUUGUAAACAAUAUGAUAAGAUGCUCUUUAAACAUAAAUUUCUCAAGAGGUUUUCUUUGUUUUAUCGCUGUGUCAAUAGAAAGAGUGAAGUAAACAUGGAAGAGACAUUAAAAAGGAUUUUCAACAAAUCAGUUGAUUCAGUGAAACCUGUUGAAUUAAUAAGCAAGAAUAAAUUUGUUAAUUUAAUACAUGCAGGAAAUAAAUGUUUGAUAGAAAUUAACGAUUCUAAAAGCUUAAAUAAGUAUGAUGUAACAAAGAAAAAAAUCCAUGUUGUUGGAUUUGGUAAAGGCGUCUUGGCUUUAGCUUUGGAGUUAGAAUGUGUCUUAGAAGAAAAGCUCAUAUCAGGAAUUUUGAGUGUUCCUAUUGGUGCCUCAAAGAUGAUUAGCUUAAAAGAAAAUUCAAAUAUAAAAAUCAUAGAAGGAGCAGUUGAUAAUUUACCUGAUGAAAAAUCCUUGAACGCAGCUAAAGAGAUCAAAGAGAAAGUUCAAAGUUUGACAGACGAUGAUAUUUUGUUUGUUUUAAUAACUGGUGGAGGCUCAGCACUGUUACCUCUGCCUAUUGAGCCCAUUUCACUCAAUGAAAAGUCAACUCUGAUAAAGAAUCUUUCAAGAGCAGGUGCAACAAUUAAUGAGAUUAAUACUGUUCGUAUCGCGAUAUCCCAAGUCAAGGGUGGAAAACUUUUACAAACUGCUAAGAAGACUCACAAAAUUAUUUCAUUAAUCAUAUCUGACAUCGUUGAUGAUCCCCUCGAUCUGAUAGCAAGUAGCCCAACAAUUCCGUAUAAAAAACCUAUAAACACGCCAAAAGAAAUCCUUGAAAAAUACAAUCUUUUCAAUUCUCUACCUAAGUCAAUAUUAAAAAUAAUUGAAAAGAAUGGAAACAUUCAACAAGAUCUUUCAUCAGAACCAAUUGUAAACUCCGACGUUUUUCUUAUCGGAAAUAAUCGCAUAGCUAUUGAAGCAGCAAUGAAAGAAGCAAAACAUUUCAAUUUAUUUCCAGUUUUUCUAUCAUCAGCAGUUCAAGGAAACGUUGCCGAUGUGAGUCAAGCUUUCUUUGAAUUAGCAGUAACGGUUCAGCAUUUUUCAUCCUUAUCCCAAAAAGAAUUUCAAGAAAGAAUUGCAAAAAUUUCACUAAUAUUAUCGCCUCAUUCAAAUUUCUUUAAUGACUUAGUAGCAGCGCUUAAAGCAGACUUACCAGGAAUUUGCAUAAUUUCUGGUGGUGAAACUACCGUAACAGUUACAGGCGACGGUCUUGGGGGUCGCAAUCAAGAAUUAACUUUACGUUUCACAAGACUCUGUCAUGAUGCGAACACACAGUCAUUAAAUGAUUUAUUACUAUUAUCAGCUGGCACAGAUGGUGUCGAUGGAAAUAAUGAUGCUGCAGGUGCUUUAGGUGGGUCAAGAAUUUUAUCAGAUUUUAUCAAGGACGACAUGAAAUCUGAGACAAACAUUACUCGCGUCUUAAAUGACUUUAUUUCAAGAAAUGAUUCUUAUAAUUUCUACAAAAAUUUCUUAAAAAAUCAUGGCGGUGAUCGAUAUCAAAUUAUCAUUGGACAUACGGGAACGAAUGUCAUGGAUGUUCAUCUGCUGAUGAUCAUGACAAGUCAAAUGGAAAAAUUAUCAUAAGACAUUAUUAAUGAAGUUUGAAACCUUCUUCGUCUCGCUUAGGUUGUUGAUGAAGAAACUUUGAAAUUCAAGAGAGAUUUAUUCAUAUAUCUAGAGUAAUAAAAAAUAAAUAAAAUAAAUUUUUGAGUCAGCAACU